Molecule: messenger RNA, 4292 nt
Organism: Phyllostomus discolor (pale spear-nosed bat)
Lineage: Eukaryota; Metazoa; Chordata; Mammalia; Chiroptera; Phyllostomidae
Gene: LRFN5
Product: leucine rich repeat and fibronectin type III domain containing 5
Exons: 4
Coding region: 1377-3704 (775 amino acids)
Molecular function (GO): protein binding
Source: RefSeq, a predicted model, not a curated record
ACACACACACACACACACGAGAAAGGAACAAUGAAAGACCAGGGGAGAUUUUCAUAACCUUGCUGCUGGCCUUUCCGUUUACCGGAACAAUUCUGAAGAUCUCUUCUUCAUUUCAAAGUCAUCUUGGCAUUUUUUAAAAUAAACUGCUCUCCAGCAGUCCGGGUCUGUGUGUGUGCGUGUAUGCGCGCAUCUCUGGUGCUUUUGACUGUCUUUUAUCCAACUGCCCAGAAGCAAAUGUGUUAACUCGGCGGUGCCCCUCUAUGCAUGGGUUGUCUGUCGAAGAGGGCGGAGGACGCUCAAACCCAUGUUCCCGGCUGGAUUCGGAGCCGCUGCCUUGCUGUAAACCCCUGUGUGUGGAUCACUUUCCCCACAGGCUUGGACAGCGCCAACAUUAACCUGCUUUCAGGUACAUUACAAGGUCAGUAGAGGGUCCUGCAGCGGUCUUGUUUCUGUGCAUCCAGACCUUCCUGUCUUGGCCAGAAAGAUAUUUACAUUUCGGUGCACAUCAUUGGAAGCCAAAAGUUCAGACCUUCGAGCUUGUGCUGGUUUCUGCACAAACAAGGUAAAAAGGAUUGCUUUUAAAACUGCUUAACAAAAUCCCUGACUCUUCCUCAGCCUUUUCUCAGCGGCUCUCUCCUCCUCGUCGAAAUGUCACCAGCUCUUUGAAUUACUUGGAUUUGGGUUGGAGGAGGACUUGAAAGAAACGUGAUCUACCGGCUAUGCCAGACCACUUCCUUUGCUGCCUGUGGUCCGGUGGGCAUCCCAGCGGAUCGUGAAAAGGACCAGUCCCCUCCUUGUUGCCCCCUCCCCGUGUUGUGCUGGAUGUGCGUGUGCAAGUGUGAAUGCGAGUGCGCGCGCGCCUUGAUGCGAGUGUGUGUGUGUGCUUGAGUGUGCGUGCGCGGCCGCCCUGUCUCUGCCCGCUCCCCGGGCGCAGAAACGCGGGUUUCAUGGGGCGAUCGCCGCGGAUUCCCCACCCAGCGCGACCUGCAGGAAGCGGCGGCAGUGGCAGAAGCCGCCUCUCGGACUCCCUAGGAUGCAGGUGCUGAGCUAUGGCAAAAGGCAGCGAAGUGAGGAGCCAGACCCGCGUAAGACUGUGAAAGCCACCUGGAGCCACCUUGCCGGGAUUGUACCUGCGGGCAGAAAGUCCUCCUACAACCGUCUUUUCCUCCAGAGGCACCAGAGUCCCUGUAACCAUUCAGCCAGGUGUUGGGAAGAUAUGUUGUAGCUGAGCACCCUUACUUCUGACACCAUCCUCAGAUUGAGUUUUGGAGAUGCUUUCACCCCGUCCAUGUUCUACAGCAGCCAGGCAGAGUGCUGACUCCUUCACAGCAGUGAGCACCUCUUCAGGCUCCAGAAGCUCUUAAAUCUGAUCUACAAUGGAAAAAUUCCUUUUUUAUCUGUUUUUCAUUGGCAUAGCAGUGAGAGCUCAGAUCUGUCCAAAGCGUUGUGUCUGUCAGAUUUUGUCUCCUAAUCUUGCAACCCUUUGUGCCAAGAAAGGGCUUUUAUUUGUUCCUCCAAACAUUGACAGAAGAACUGUGGAACUGCGGUUGGCAGACAAUUUUGUUACAAAUAUCAAAAGGAAAGAUUUUGCCAAUAUGACCAGCUUGGUGGACCUGACUCUGUCCAGGAAUACAAUAAGUUUUAUUACACCUCAUGCUUUUGCCGACUUACGAAAUUUGAGGGCAUUGCAUUUGAACAGCAACAGAUUGACUAAAAUUACAAAUGAUAUGUUCAGUGGGCUUUCCAACCUCCAUCAUUUGAUAUUGAACAAUAAUCAGCUGACUUUAAUUUCAUCUACAGCAUUUGAUGAUGUCUUUGCCCUUGAGGAGCUGGAUCUGUCCUAUAAUAAUUUAGAAACAAUCCCUUGGGAUGCUGUUGAGAAGAUGGUUAGCUUGCACACCCUUAGUCUGGACCACAAUAUGAUCGAUAAUAUUCCUAAGGGGACUUUCUCCCACUUGCACAAGAUGACUCGGCUAGAUGUAACAUCCAAUAAAUUGCAGAAGCUGCCACCUGACCCUCUCUUUCAGCGAGCUCAGGUACUAGUGACCUCAGGAAUCAUAAACCCAUCUACUUUUGCAUUAAGUUUUGGUGGAAAUCCUUUGCAUUGCAAUUGUGAAUUGUUGUGGUUGAGGCGUCUGUCCAGAGAAGAUGACUUGGAGACCUGUGCUUCUCCAGCACUUUUAACUGGUCGCUAUUUUUGGUCGAUUCCUGAGGAAGAGUUUUUGUGUGAGCCUCCUCUCAUUACUCGUCAUACGCAUGAGAUGAGAGUCCUGGAGGGUCAAAGGGCAACCCUGAGGUGCAAAGCCAGGGGAGACCCUGAACCUGCAAUUCACUGGAUUUCUCCUGAAGGGAAGCUUAUUUCAAAUGCAACGAGAUCUCUGGUGUAUGAUAAUGGAACACUUGACAUUGUUAUAACAACUGUAAAGGAUACAGGUGCUUUUACCUGCAUUGCUUCCAACCCUGCAGGGGAAGCAACACAAACAGUGGAUCUUCAUAUAAUUAAGCUCCCUCACUUGCUAAACAGUACAAACCACAUCCAUGAGCCUGAUCCUGGUUCUUCAGAUAUCUCAACUUCUACUAAGUCAGGCUCUAAUGCAAGCAGUAGUAACGGUGAUACUAAAAUGAGUCAAGAUAAGAUUGUGGUGGCAGAAGCAACAUCAUCUACAGCAUUACUUAAAUUUAAUUUUCAAAGAAAUAUCCCUGGAAUACGAAUGUUUCAAAUCCAGUACAAUGGUACUUAUGAUGACACCCUUGUUUACAGAAUGAUACCUCCUACGAGCAAAACUUUUCUUGUCAAUAACCUGGCUGCUGGAACCAUGUAUGACUUGUGUGUCUUGGCAAUAUAUGAUGAUGGCAUCACUUCCCUCACUGCCACAAGAGUCGUGGGUUGCAUCCAGUUUACUACGGAACAGGAUUACGUGCGAUGUCAUUUCAUGCAGUCCCAGUUUUUGGGAGGCACCAUGAUUAUUAUUAUUGGUGGAAUAAUUGUAGCAUCCGUGCUGGUUUUCAUCAUCAUUCUCAUGAUCCGGUAUAAGGUUUGUAACAAUAAUGGGCAACACAAGGUCACCAAGGUCAGCAAUGUCUACUCUCAAACUAAUGGGGCUCAAAUGCAAGGCUGCAGUGUAAUGCUGCCCCAGUCCAUGUCCAAACAAGCCGUGGGACAUGAAGAGAAUUCUCAGUGUUGUAAAGUUGCCAAUGACAAUGUGAUGCAAUCUUCAGAAAUUUGUUCAAGUCAGGACUCCUCUACCACUACCUCUGCUUUGCCUCCUACCUGGACUUCAAGCACGUCUGUGUCCCAAAAGCAGAAAAGAAAGACAGGCACAAAGCCGAGUACCGAACCACAGAACGAAGCUGUCACAAAUGUUGAGUCCCAAAACACUAACAGGAACAACUCAACUGCAUUGCAGUUAGCUAGUCGACCUCCUGAUUCUGUCACAGAGGGGCCCACAUCUAAAAGAGCACAUUCAAAGCCAAGUAAGUUUCUCACUUUGCCUGCUGAGAGACCCAGAGCAAGGCACAGGUACUCCCUGAAUGGAGAAUUAAAGCAAUACUAUUGUUAUAUUAACUCACCGAGCACAUGUGGACUAUUUUCUAAAAGAAGCCUGUCUAUGCAUGGGAUGUUAAUUCAGUCCCACAGUUCUGAUGGGCAUAGUGGAAAAGCAACUCUUUCAAAUUCUGAGUGUAUAUUGGAAAGCACUAUGUAACCUAUUUUUUUAAUGAAAACAAAAUUUUGAAAACUCAUAUAAGAAGUUGGAAUUUGAAAUUUCAGUCCUUUUUCUCUGACAUGUGGCCGAUAGAGCCAAGGUGUAUAAACCUCUAGGAUACAGUUAUUUAUAUAUAAAUUUAAUACAUAUACCUGUGUAUGUAUAUAUGUAAAAGCAUGCCAUGGUAACAGUGCCUUUCCCAAAAAGGAUUGGCUUCCAGGUUCUGUGGUAGCAGAUCACAAAAUGAAAGUUGUCAUAACAGAAAUAAAGUCUUGCAUAAAUAAUGAUAUUUCUCCAUCUUACAAAGGACCUCCUAUGAAUAAUUGGUACUUUUUGAUUAAUAGAUUGCCUAUUUCUUUCAAUGACAGUGGUGUUUAUUUUUAGGCAAAUAGUAUAGAGAACAAGUUUGUGUUGUUAUGUUAUUAAAAAUAAAAUAUUGAAUAAGUACAUCCAGCCAAGUGUUAAAAUAAGUACCCUUCUAAACAAUGUUUUUGGUUCUGGUGCCUUAAUGGUUCUGUGAUAUUUCUCAUUCAGAUUCAGAACACAGGUUUUUCAGUGGGAGCAGAAGAAAAUGCAAUUGAUUUUGCA